Molecule: messenger RNA, 1195 nt
Organism: Schistosoma haematobium
Lineage: Eukaryota; Metazoa; Platyhelminthes; Trematoda; Strigeidida; Schistosomatidae
Gene: MED22
Product: Mediator of RNA polymerase II transcription subunit 22
Exons: 4
Coding region: 256-756 (166 amino acids)
Biological process (GO): regulation of transcription by RNA polymerase II
Cellular component (GO): mediator complex
Molecular function (GO): transcription coregulator activity
Source: RefSeq, a predicted model, not a curated record
AAGUCUAGUCAAACACUACCUUAUUGUCAAUGUGCCGGCAACGUGCUACGAUAAAAUUAAAUUAAAAAAGUAAAUCUUGGUCACGAUCAAACAAUAGAAACCCUAACAAAUAAGAUUGCUAAACAAAAGAUGUUUGUACUAAUUUAUUGAAUUUUGAAACCCACCAAUUCUUUUGAGGCUUCUUGACCUUGGUGCAUAAACAAUUUGUGUCUGUGAAAGCCGGGCUUUAUUUAUUGUGAAAUAACCCUGUAUUAUAUGCAGUCAAAUCAACGGUCAACGUCAAGUAAUCAACCUAAUUUUCCACGCAAAAGAAAUACACAUGUUCAAGGGUUGAAAUCUAGACUUCGAUCAAAUAUUAAUUCAAUUUUAUCCAAUUAUGAAAUGAUUUUAUCACGAUCCAAGAUUGACCCAAAUGAGGUUACUAAAGGUCUUGGUCCAUAUGCUCAGUGUGCUCAAGAUACAUUUGAAUUCAGCGUAAGAGCAGCAAAUAUAGUACAUGCUUGUGAAAAUAUCACUCGUCUAGUAUCAGAAAUUAAACAAUUUUUAAUAUUAGGCGAUUUUCGUUGGUUAGCACGAGUGAAUUCAUUAAAUCAAGAAAAAUUGAUUCUUCAAAAAUUAGAUUUAGAUCGUGUCAGUAAUCGAUUACGUGAUAAACUUGUUGCUGAAUUACAUAAUUUAGAACAAGAAACAAGUCCAGAUUAUCCUAUUAAUACUUUUCCAAAAAACUAUUCAACAGUAAAAAAAAAUACAAGUUAAUUGUUGUAUCUUCACGUACUUUUAUCAAUUAUAAAUAUCCAUUGAGUUAGUUAUAUUGAUAUUCCUUAGCGUUGAUCAUUCAUUCCAUGAUGGAAACUCUUAGUAAAUGAGAAAUUUUCUAUUCCUAAUCAACAAUGUAAACAUUGUUCUCUCCCCUUAAUUGAAAAAAAAAUUUACUUCAAAGCUGGUUUAAAUCAAUGCUUGAACUAAUGAUAAGGAUUAUAUUAAAUGGUCGCUUUAACUACUUCACUUAUUUUAGAAGUUCUAUCAGCCCUGAUGAAUUGGUAUCUGACAAAAUCUUGGUACGGAUUCUGAAGGGCCGGCGAGCAAUUCGGAACUUGCAUCUUAGUCAUCCCAACAUAGAUAUAAAAAACAAGGUGUUCUAAUAAAACUGACUACGUGUAAGUAGUUGUGAUAGGUUUUUAUGUUUUGUCACAUC